GUAUCGAUUGCUAAUGACAUUUUUAUUAUUACUAUAAAUUUUGUCGUCUUACUAAUUUUAUAACAGUAGCUUCGCGUUCUCUAGCUAGUCGAUAGCUAACAAAAAUGAUUUGGUCCUUAAGAAAAAAGUUAAAAAUAUGGUUGAAAAUUAUGAAUGGUGAAAGAGACAUGGCUCCAAAUCUUCUAGGAAAAUCUUCGUCUUUCCUGAUGGCAGAAGCCACAUCGGCAGAGCCAGUGCAGAUUAUCGCCACCAAGGAGAGCCUCCAGCAGUCCUAUCAGACCUACCAACAACAAAUCAAACAGUCUGUCCCUAGAAAAGCACCCAAAUAUAAAUGGGAGAUAGUUUGGAGAAACGUGUUGGCUUUUGUGUUACUUCAUGGUGUAGGAACGUAUGGAAUAUACUGUAUGUUGUUAGGACGAGUUAAGAUAUUCACCAUUGCUUUUAAUCUUUUGUUUGCUGUAUUUGCGGGUCUCGGAGUAACAGCUGGAGCGCAUAGGCUAUGGGCACAUCGGACCUACAAGGCCAAAUUUCCUCUUAGAUUGCUUCUAGCGUUUUUCCACACAGCAGCUCUACAGAAUGACAUUCACGAGUGGGUCAGAGAUCAUAGAGUCCAUCAUAAAUUCACCGACACGGACGCCGAUCCACAUAAUGCCAGCAGAGGUUUCUUCUUCUCGCACAUAGGAUGGCUAAUGCUUAGAAAGCAUAAGGACGUCUUGGAAAAAGGAAAGACUGUAGACAUGAGUGACGUAGAAGCCGAUCCUGUAGUUAUGUUCCAGAAAAAAUAUUACGUAUUUUUGGUAACGAUGUUAACUUUUUUGAUUCCUGCACACAUUCCAUGGUACUGCUGGAAAGAAAAUUACUUACUAGCCUGGUACAUGUGCAUAUUUAGGUAUGCUUUGUCGCUUAACGUCACUUGGUUGGUCAAUAGUGCAGCUCAUAUUUGGGGAACGAAGCCAUACGACAAUACCAUCGGACCCACAGAAAACAAAUACGUUUCAGCUCUGGGCUUCGGGGAGGGCUGGCACAACUACCAUCACACUUUCCCCUGGGAUUACAAAGCAGCCGAAUUAGGAGACUACAAGCUGAACUAUACAACGGCAGUAUUAGACUUCAUGUCACGAAUAGGGCAAGCCUACGACUUGAAAACUGCUUCCAUGGAAAUGGUGAAGAAGCGAGUGGCCCGAACGGGAGACGGAUCCUGGACAAAUGGCAAAGUAGAGGGAGAAUCGAAUAAAGAUCAUCACCAUCACACGCACGAAGAAUGUGUGUGGGGUUGGGGGGAUAAAGAUAUGGAUGAGGAGGAGAUACGUGAUGUUAGGGAAUUCAAUAAUCUUAAAGAAGACUAGUUGGUCGUUGUUGCUGUGAUUGUUGUUAAGUUUUAGUCAUUCUUGAUAUAAAGUGCACUAAUCUUUCUUCUUGGACCUUCGUAGUAAAUAAUACUGGCAGAAGAAUUUAGUUUUUAAGAAAAUCUAAACUUAUUUAAACCGUUUAAAGUAAAUAGUUGUAAAUAUUUAUUAAAUUAUAUCUUUAACGGAAAGGGUUAAGAACUGCAUCACAAAGAUUUAGUGAAAACUCCAAUUCAUGAAGUUCAUUUUGUUGCAUCCAAGAUUGCUAAUUUAUUUAAAACUGCUAAGCUGAUAUACGAAAGCUUAUAUAUACCCCAAAAAUUUAUUUAUAAAAAUUUUAGAAGUCAAAUAUAAAUGUAAAAAUGAACUCUUUACGAUUAAAGUUUCUGUCGAAAUGUCGAAAUAAUUAAAUUUACUACCUUUUGGUAAGGACUUCCAAUUAAAUACGAACCAUUAAUAAUAAAGAGUUUAUUUUGAUAGAUCAUGCAUCUAACAUGUAAGGUAUGUAGUUUGUUUUUUAUACCUUGAAAUACAAUUUGUAUGUUAAUAUAUAUUUGAGAAUUUAUUAUAUUUACAUGUAAAAUUACCUACUGUUUCUAGAUAUUUCACAGUAUUUCGCUUAGCAGUAGCGAAAAGUGUCAAUUUAUUAAAAUUUACAGAUUAAAUAAAAUAAAGUUCCUAUUUUUUGUUCAACAUUAUCUAAAGUCUUCAUAAUUUAUCUUGGCAUUUCCCAGUUUCUUUUUUUACUGUUCUUUCACUCUAAACUUUCUUACUUAUUUCUUUUUAAUAUUCUUUGUCAUAAUUUUUUAUUAUUUCUUUCUAUUUUAUAAAUUUAACAUAACUCACAAUUGAAAAGCAAAUCCUUUGUUUCGACCACAAUAUCUUCCAAUAUGGAGAUAAAAAGGUAAAAUAAAUAAUUUGUUUUCCGAUUGUUAUUUAUUUCCAAUUAUUUAUAAUUAAUAAUAAACUAAUAUUCUAUUAAAAAAUAAUUUCAACUCUAGCUUUCGUUCUCUUCUUGUCUUUCUGCUUCUUAAAGCAGAAGACUUCUUAUAGCAGAAGGCUUCUUAUACGCUUUUUAUAGCAUUUCUAGUUCUUUCUUCCAUUUCUUUUCUAUUCCCUUUCUGUUUCCUGCUUAUUUCUAUUGUCUUUUUUUUUUCGUUUUUGGCAUGGUCCAUUUUUCCUUUUCUGACAUUUCUAACUUCUAUCUGUUAUUUUAUAAUAUUUUUCUGUAUUUCUUUUAUUUAAGCGUAGUGGGUUUUUCUUUUUCGUUUUUUUUUAACCCCUUUAUUUUUCUUAUUUUUUAUUUCCUUCUUUUUGUUUUAUUUGUAUUGCUACCGUAUUCUGUUUUUUAUUUAUUUAUUGUUUUCUUUCUGCUGUCUUGCUUUUUUUCUUUAAUUCUAAAAUUACAAUUUUCAUUUUAUUCUCGUUCAAUAUAUUCUUUCUAUUUUUCUCGAAACUAUUCUCGAAACUGAUCUUUUCUGUUACAUUUACUAGGCUAUCCUGUAUAUUUCUCGCAUUGCAUAAUUGAGUUUUCACUACAUAAUAAAUUAUGCUUAUUUUUUUUAAUAUCUUCUUAACUUUUGGCACUUUCAGUCGUAAGGUCCAAACAUCAGUAAGUCACAAACUGAAUAGUAGGAGAAAACAAAAAAUAUCGAGGUCAAAUUUUAAAUAAUAAAUUCUCUCGCCUUACUUUUUGGUAAUAAAUUUUGCAGUCGGAUGGAUAGUAAUUCCGUUUUACUAGAAAUUAAAACAAAUUAAUAAUAAAAGUAGCCGAAAUAAAUGGUAGGUAAAUGAAUGGUGUUGAUCUUUACAUAUAAAUUUGCAUUUCCGGAGGUUCAGAAAAGUCGGCCAUUCACAUAAACUAAUAUUUGGUUAGGCAUGAGAAUAUUUUGGUGAAUAUUUUAAUAAAUGUAGUAAAUUAAAUUUAUUUUAAACUUUGACUUUGACUUUGUUGAGUGUUGCCCUUCAAUGUCCAGUAGUGGUCAAAUUAAACCAUUUUCGUAGAUUAUGAAGCCGGGAUAUUCUGAUUCUUCUUGAACCUCUCUUUCCGUGCACCGUACCUUGAUGUGUGAUCGAAAGUAGGCGAACAGGUAUUCCAGGUUGCGACAAUUUUUCCAGUUUUACUUUUUAACAGUUACAUUUUAUUUUAUUAAAUAUUAAAUGUUAAAUAUUACAGACCUGACAGUCAGCUAUAUACUGUAUCGAGGCUAACGUAGAGAAGCGAAAAUUUUGGGGAGUGUCUGCAUAUGAUCGUUUUGCUUAUUCAUCCAUUACCGAUUUAGACAUCUCUACAUGACUGAGAAAUCAAUUUGACAGAUACCAAAUAAAGUUGUUGUUGAGUUAAGCUUCAGACAAUUCGAAAACCUAUUUGUUAGUUGUGUUGAACUCGGGUUUGGGAACCGUUUCUCUGGAAAUUAUUGGUAGUUUUUACUUACAAAAAAAUGCCUUACAUUUAAUGUUACAAAUCUUGCAACUUUGGUUUAAUACUUUAAAAUGUAUUUCACCAAUUAUUUCUAGAUAGCAUUGACUUAACUGAUGUUUUUAACCUAGCUUGUUUUUCUUCGGGUCCCUAAAUUUUAUUAUUGAUUUUAUUAAAACGUACGUCAGUUAUUUAUUAUUAUAAACUGCAUACGAUAUUUUUACUGGAUACUUUAACCAGAUACUAUUUUAUUGUUGAUAAUGGUGUAGAUAAAAUUAAUAGAUUUUUAAUAAUUAAUAAGGGAAAUGUUUGUUUCUUGUAGUAGAAAGAAAUGUUUUCACUAAGAAAUUUUCAAAUAUGUGACACUGUUAGUACCAAAGUAGUUUUAAGUACAGAUAAUUUUGUUGAGAUAUCAUGUAUUAUUAAGGAAUAAAACUAAAAUUUUAAGCA
Messenger RNA from Diabrotica balteata, 4215 nucleotides. Lineage: Eukaryota; Metazoa; Arthropoda; Insecta; Coleoptera; Chrysomelidae. The record is from the annotation of a GenBank genome assembly.